CGAUUUUUGAGAAACAAAAUCGUUUCAGUCCCAAUUCUCUUUUACAUAUUUCGGGUUACUUGAGCAAUACGUAAGUAAAUUGAUUUAGAUGGUUGUAAUGUUGACGCAAAAGGGUCGAGAAAUGAGCAGCCGUGGUGAUGGUCCAAAGACAGAGAAGGGUGACUUGUUUGUGGCAGUGGCCGUGAAGGGUAUCAUCGGAGAUAAGUUGGGAGGCGCAGGAAGCCGCCGCGCAGUACGGUGGGCCGUCGAUAACCUCUUACCUAAGGCUGAUCGGUUUGUGAUGAUCCAUGUCAUCCCAACCAUUAGUACUAUCCCUACCCCUACCGGAGACAGAUUGCCGCUAGAGGAAGUGGAGGAUAGAUUGGUGGAAAUGUAUGUGAGAGACGUGAAACAAGAAUUUGAGACAGUCUUUGUUCCCUUCUUGAAAAUGUGCAAGACUAGUAGUAUCAAGACUCUCUUGCUAGAGUAUGAUGAUCCAGCAAAGGCCCUUCUACGAUUCAUAUACAAAUCAGGAGUUAACAGUUUGGUUAUGGGAUCGUUCAAUUCAAACAUAUUCUCACGGAGAACAAAAGGUCCAGGAGUACCAUUGACUGUCUUAAAAUACUCUCCAGAAACAUGUGAAGUAUACAUUGUGUGCAGAGACAGAAUCACUACAAAAUCUAUGGAUCCAUUAAUCAACGCAUUGCCGUGCACAAGUCCAAAAGCAGCUGCGACCGCCCGCGGUUUUCUGAAAGAGGGAGUGGCUAGCUUCCACACUGUACAGACACGAACGUCAUCUGAUUCUGGAGAAUCCAUAGAGGUAGGCACGAGGAGGUCAGCAUCGGCUAAAGAGUUGAGAUUGGAGACAUUAAGCCUCGCUAUUAGGGAACCCGAAACGCCUCAAAGUAGCAAGGCUUCUAGGGCAACAGUUCAAGACGUUAUAAGGUGCCGGGGAAGAUCAGAUAUUCCACAGCUAAAUUACUCUGAUUUUGAUGAAACAACCGAACAACAAUCAAGUAUUAAGGCUUUAUCAAAAAAAGAAUCAAAUAUUGAGGCUUUAUCAAAAAAAGAAUCAAAUAUUGAGAACAUUGUCAGAGAACAAAGAGACUCUGAUUCGCCACCCGCAACAUCAAGAAAAUCCAAGAAGGUUGAGAUUGAAGCAGAGGUAGAGCGUUUGAAAAAGGAGUUACAAAGUACGGUUGUUAAGUAUAAACAAGCUUGUGAAGAGCUUUUCUCCACACAAAACAAGGUUCAAGUACUGUCGUCUGAGUGUUCCAAAGACGCUAGAAGAGUGAACAAUGCUGUGGAGAAAGAAGAAGUGCACAGGAAAACCGCGGCGCUGGAGAAAGAGCGGCACCUGAAGGCGAUUAAAGAGGUAGAAGCAGCAAAAGCUUUGCUUGCGAGAGAGUAUUGUCAGCGACAAAUCGCAGAGGUUAAUGCUUUAAAGAAUUACUUGGCAAAGAAGAAAGUGAUCGAUCAGCUUUUAGGGACGGACCAACGGUACAGGAAAUACACAAUAGAAGAGAUUUUUAUGGCCACCGAAGGGUUCUCUCCGGAGAAAGUGAUCGGGGAAGGAGGAUACGGUAAAGUUUACCAUUGUAGCCUUGAUAGUACUCCGGCAGCUGUUAAGGUUGUCCGGCUAGAUACGCCGGAGAAGAAACAAGAGUUCUUGAAAGAGGUUGAGGUUUUAAGCCAACUCCGACACCCACACGUGGUUCUUCUCUUAGGAGCUUGUCCGGAGAAUGGUUGUCUGGUUUACGAGUAUUUAGAAAACGGAAGCCUGGAAGAAUACAUAUUUCACCAGAAAAAUAAACCGCCUUUGCCUUGGUUCAUCCGGUUUAGGGUUGUUUUCGAGGUAGCUUGCGGUUUAGCCUUCUUACACAGCUCUAAACCAGAACCAAUUGUUCACCGUGAUCUAAAACCGGGUAACAUCUUGUUAAACCGGAAUUAUGUGAGCAAAAUCGCAGAUGUCGGUUUAGCCAAGCUGGUUACAGAUGUUGCACCGGAUAAUGUUACGAUGUACCGACACUCUGUUCUUGCUGGUACAUUGCAUUACAUUGACCCGGAGUACCAUCGAACCGGAACGAUUAGACUCAAGUCGGAUCUUUACGCGUUCGGGAUCAUCAUUCUUCAACUAUUGACGGCUCGUCAGCCCAGUGGGCUUGUACAUGCUGUUGAAAAUGCGGUUAAGACAGGAACAUUAACCGAAAUGCUAGACAAGUCUGUUUCAGAUUGGCCUUUGGCAGAAACCGAGGAGUUGGCACGGAUCGGAUUAAAAUGUGCUGAGUUUCGGUGUCGAGAUAGACCGGAUCUCAAAGAAGAGGUUAUACCGGUUUUGAAACGACUUGUAGAGACAGCAAAUUCAAAGAUAAAGAAAGAAAGAAGCAAUCUACGUGCACCGAGUCAUUACUUUUGUCCCAUCUUACGAGAGAUAAUGGAGGAGCCGGAGAUUGCAGCUGAUGGAUUCACAUAUGAGAAGAAAGCGAUCUUAGCGUGGCUUGAGAAACAUAACAUUUCACCAGUGACACGACAAAAGCUCGACCACUUCAAGCUCACACCAAACAAUACACUCCGGUCUGCAAUUCACGAUUGGAAAUCAAAAGUCCGGUUUUCUAAUGUCGUUGUUAAUAUAACAAGUUGAUUUCUCAUUGUGGACAUUUUUUCAAAAAAAAAAUAUUGGUGUUGUAAUGUUUUUUGUAGUACAUGCAUGUACAUAUAUUAUAUAUGGGUUGUCAGGUAUAAUAUGGUUGUGGUGGACAUAUAUAAAG
Molecule: messenger RNA, 2747 nt
Organism: Eruca vesicaria subsp. sativa (arugula)
Lineage: Eukaryota; Viridiplantae; Streptophyta; Magnoliopsida; Brassicales; Brassicaceae
Source: the annotation of a GenBank genome assembly